AUGCGGCCUCAAGGGGCCAUCUUUGUGGCCCUGCCCCACCUGGGGCCCAUCCUGAUCUGGCUCCUCGCCCCUCAUAGGCUGUCUGGUUGGUGUAAUGGCUCAAAGAAGCUGACCUGGUGCCCACCCCACAGAGUCCUGCUGCUCGUGUGGACAGUCAUCUACUCUAUCAUAGGCUAUGCCUCCUACCUGGUGUGGAAGGACCUGGGCCGGGGCUUUGGGUGGCCCCUGGCCCUGCCUCUCGGCCUCUACGCUGUGCAGCUCGUCAUCAGCUGGACCGUCCUGACUCUCUUUUUCGUAGCCCGUACCCCUGGUCUGGCCCUGCUGCACCUGCUGCUGCUCUACGGGCUGGUGGUGAGCAUGGCGCUCAUCUGGCAUCCCAUCAACAAGCUGGCCGCCCUGCUUCUGCUCCCCUUCCUGGCCUGGCUCACUGUUUUCACGUCCAUCGCCUACCACCUGUGGAGAGACAGCCUUUGUCCAGAGCACCCGCCCCAGCCCUCCGGGGAGAAGAGUGACUGA
Molecule: messenger RNA, 516 nt
Organism: Miniopterus natalensis
Lineage: Eukaryota; Metazoa; Chordata; Mammalia; Chiroptera; Miniopteridae
Gene: TSPO2
Product: translocator protein 2
Cellular component (GO): mitochondrial outer membrane
Source: RefSeq, a predicted model, not a curated record